AUGGACCAAGAACAAGUCACACAAGUUCAUUCUCUAUAUGAUACCAUUUUAAUUCUCGAUUUUGGUUCACAAUAUUCUCAUUUGAUUGCUCGUCGAGUACGCGAAUUUGGCAUUUAUUGUGAAAUGUUACCUUGCACUCAAAAGAUCAAUGAGUUAAAUUUUAAUCCAAAAGGAAUAAUUCUUUCAGGGAGUCCAUAUUCUGUGUAUGAUAAAGAUGCUCCACACGUUGACCCAAUGGUUUUUAAUCUUGGAGUACCAGUACUAGGCAUUUGUUACGGGCUUCAAGAAAUUUCGUGGAAUUUUGGUGGUUCAGUUGCACCUUGUGAUCACAGAGAAUACGGUCAUGCGAUCUUAAAUAUCAUCAAGCAUCAAGGUCAUCCAUUUACCAAUAAGUUGUUCGAUGGUCUUGAAGGUGAUAUUCAGGUUUGGAUGAGUCACGGGGAUCAACUUGAUAGAGCACCCGAUGGUUUUAAGGUCAUUGGUUACACCCAAACUUCUCCAUUUGCUGCUAUCAUCCAUGAAGAAAAAUACUUGUUUGGAAUACAAUUUCAUCCAGAAGUUACUCAUACACCUCGUGGAAAGGAUAUUUUAAAAAAUUUUGUUACUAGUGUUUGUGAAUGUCAGGCAAAUUGGACUAUG
Messenger RNA from Dentiscutata heterogama, 639 nucleotides. The record is from the annotation of a GenBank genome assembly. NCBI's taxonomy places the organism in Eukaryota, Fungi, Glomeromycota, Glomeromycetes, Diversisporales, Gigasporaceae.